Messenger RNA from Nilaparvata lugens (brown planthopper), 1432 nucleotides. RefSeq names its product piggyBac transposable element-derived protein 3-like. The transcript has 3 exons. Gene Ontology annotation, molecular function: sequence-specific DNA binding. Bases 128 to 1432 code for a protein of 434 amino acids. NCBI's taxonomy places the organism in Eukaryota, Metazoa, Arthropoda, Insecta, Hemiptera, Delphacidae. The record is from RefSeq and is a predicted model, not a curated record.
UAGGUAAUUUUUUUUUGUUGAAAACAGUUCUGUUGGUCAGCCUGACAAGAUAUCAAGCAUCAUUCGCUCCAAAAAUCAGCUGUGGCGUACACUACUUUGCUUUGAAAGAGGUUAUGUUGUUGUCACAAUGGCUUCACAAGAAAGAUUGACUUUGGAUGAGAUUGCGAGUGCUUUGAUGGAAGAUGAUGACUGCAUAGAUGGCUACAUAACUAUUCUACCCACUGGAGACCUAUCUGAUGAAGACAGUGGCGACGAAGAUGAUGAUAAUUUGGAUCACCUUCCAGGUAAUAUUCUUCUCUCUGAAGCAGAAGCAACAGUGAAGCGUUUUGUGGAUGGUGAAGUUGUGAAGGAGGUUAUUACCACAUCAAUUGAAAAUAAUGUGAAUGAUCAAAUAACAAACAUCAAUCAUCCUAAUUCUCAUAACAAUGAUGAUGCUACUUGCUCUGUUUCAAGAAAAAGAAAACAAAGAAAGACACAUGAGGCAAGUAAUACACAAUCAAAGGGCACUGUGAAAAGAAAGAGAAUUAGAGAUUGGGUGACUAAGGAUGUAAAUUUGGUACCUGAGAGAGAAUUUGAACUUCCUGAAUGGCUUCAGAAUUUUGAAACCACUGAUCCAGUCAAAUAUUUUGAACUGCUUUAUGAUGAUGAAGUUCUUGAUUUGAUUUGUGAUUUUUCUAAUCUAUACGCUUUUCAAAAUGGUGAACCAAAUUUCAAAGUUGAAAAAAAUGAGAUGCGAGUUUUUCUAGCUAUAUUACUGAUCAGUGGCUACUGUCAAGUUCCACGAUUACGAAUGUAUUGGGAUGAAAGGCCUGAUACAAAUAAUAAGGCUAUAGCCGAUGCUAUGUCACGUAAUCGAUUCAUUCAGAUUAUGAAAUAUUUUCAUGCUUGUGACAAUAAUAACUUGUCCAAGCAUAGAUUUGCAAAAGUUUUGCCUCUUUGGAACAAAUUAAAUGAGAAUUGGCUCAAGUACUUCCCAAAUGAAGUGAAUCUAUCCAUUGAUGAGUCAAUGAUACCAUAUUAUGGACGUCAUGGGGGUAAACAGCAUAUGCACAACAAGCCCAUUCGCUUUGGUUACAAGGCAUGGUGUCUUUGUACCCGGUUGGGAUAUGUUGUUCAGUCCCAACUGUAUCAAGGAUGUAAAACCGGCAUAAAUGACAUAAAUUUAGGAUUAGGUGGGUCUGUUGUAUUGGACCUCAUUGACAAACUACCUGAAAAAGAAGGUUGUAGUUUGUAUUUUGAUAACUUUUUCACAAGCAUCACAUUGCUUGAAACACUAAAGGAAAUGGGAUUACAUGGUACAGGAACAAUGAGAGCUAAUCGUGUUGAAAAAGCUCCUCUAACUGAUGUAAAAGCAAUGACCAAAAAGGAAAGGGGAACAUGUGAGUCAAUAACUGAUUCAAAUUCUGGAGUGACACUUAAAACAUUGGACUGA